AUGAAUCAACAAAAUCACGCAAACCAAGCGGUUGAAGUUCAACAAAAUGCUGCAGUACACGUAAAUCCAAAUUUUACUCAAGAUGAACAAACUGAUCACAUUAUCAAUGGUGCAGAUCCUUUUCCAACAGAACAAAUAGCAAGGAAUGAAGAAGUUUGUUCGUUCUCGUCUAGUAUUUUAUCAGGAGAUUCUUUUAAUUAUCAAAACUAA
Molecule: messenger RNA, 210 nt
Organism: Dentiscutata erythropus
Lineage: Eukaryota; Fungi; Glomeromycota; Glomeromycetes; Diversisporales; Gigasporaceae
Source: the annotation of a GenBank genome assembly